This is a messenger RNA of Torulaspora delbrueckii, 1368 nucleotides long. RefSeq names its product inositol phosphosphingolipid phospholipase (gene ISC1). Gene Ontology annotation, molecular function: sphingomyelin phosphodiesterase activity. The transcript has a single exon. NCBI's taxonomy places the organism in Eukaryota, Fungi, Ascomycota, Saccharomycetes, Saccharomycetales, Saccharomycetaceae. Gene Ontology annotation, cellular component: cytoplasm. The record is from RefSeq and is a predicted model, not a curated record. Bases 1 to 1368 code for a protein of 455 amino acids.
AUGAGCCAGAAUAAUUUGGAAAGGGCUGAUGAUGAGGUCAGGAAAGAAGCGCCUAGUAUAAAGUUUCUUACGUUCAAUACUUGGGGGCUAAAGUGGGUGUCGAAAUACAGAAAGCAGAGAUUGCGAGCUAUCGCAGAUGAGCUGGCUGGCAAAUCAUGCUCCGUUCCACUACCUGGUAUUGAGUCUUCUGGAGCAGAUGAUCGGUACGAUGUUGUAGCUUUACAGGAGAUUUGGUGCAAAGAAGAUUGGGAUUACAUAGCGGCAACGUGCGCUGAAGCUUUCCCUUACCAAAGAAUAUUUUACUCUGGGAUUCUUGCUGGACCUGGACUGGCCAUAUUGUCAAGAAUCCCUAUCGAAUCGACGUUUCUAUACCGUUUUCCAAUUAAUGGUAGACCCAGUGCCGUACACCGGGGUGAUUGGUAUGUGGGCAAGUCUGUAGCCAUCACUCUGCUACAACCGGUGGAUAAGAUGACCCAUCCCGUGGCCAUAAUGAACAGCCAUAUGCAUGCUCCGUAUGCGUUGACCGGAGAUGCAGCAUAUGCCUGUCACAGGUCUUGUCAGGCAUGGGAUUUCAGUAAAUUGGCAAACCUAUACAAGAAGGCAGGCUAUGCAGUAAUCAUCUCAGGAGAUUUAAAUUCAAGGCCCGGAUCGUUGCCUCACAAAUUUCUUACAAUGGAAACGGGACUGGUUGAUUCGUGGGAGCAACUUAGCGGUAAGCAGGAUCUACAAGUAGUCGCAAGGUUGAAUCCUCUAGAACAGAUCAAAUACGGUUGUACCACUUGCGAUUCGUUGCUUAAUACAUGGAGGGCAUCUCGUAAACCCGACGAGGCUUGCAGACUUGACUAUGCUCUAAUUGAUCCUGAGAGACUGCAAACGACACAGGCAGGGGUCAGAUUUACCAAUAGAUUACCUAAUGUUGGCAGUUUUUCCGACCAUUUUGCCUACACUUGCACUUUGAAACUUUUACCAAAGAAAGAACCUGUCACCGUCGACAUUGCCAGUGAUAGCAAGGAUUCCAGAGACCUCUUAUUGCAGCGGUAUGCCAAUUACGACGAGAUGAUUCAGUGUUUAGCAAGCUAUUCAGUCGUCGCCGCAAGGCAAAAAUUUCUUCGUGGAGUCCAUUUUUACUUCUCAAUCCUACUACUUAUCGGUGCUUUGGUAGUGACCACUUUCACUGCCAAUUUGGCCGGCUGGUCAUCUAUCUUCUGGGUACUUUUCGCAGUGGUAGUCUCUAUAACCGGAACGAUUGACGGCAUGAUCUCCUUCCUGUUUGGAAGAAAAGAGACCAGAGCUCUCAAGGAGGUAGAGGAAGAGGUUCUCUGUGCCCAAAGAUACAUGAGGACCUUGCUAAAGGAGAAGACGAAGUAG